Gorilla gorilla gorilla (western lowland gorilla) is the source of this 2163-nucleotide messenger RNA. It is a transcript of the gene CDKN1A, whose product is annotated as cyclin dependent kinase inhibitor 1A. The record is from RefSeq and is a predicted model, not a curated record. Gene Ontology annotation, biological process: negative regulation of cyclin-dependent protein serine/threonine kinase activity; regulation of G1/S transition of mitotic cell cycle; signal transduction by p53 class mediator. Bases 141 to 635 code for a protein of 164 amino acids. Gene Ontology annotation, cellular component: nucleus; cyclin-dependent protein kinase holoenzyme complex. The transcript is spliced from 3 exons. Lineage: Eukaryota; Metazoa; Chordata; Mammalia; Primates; Hominidae. Gene Ontology annotation, molecular function: cyclin-dependent protein serine/threonine kinase inhibitor activity.
GAGCGGCGGCAGACAACAGGGGACCCCGGGCCGGCGGCCCAGAGCCGAGCCAAGCGUGCCCGCGUGUGUCCCUCCGUGUCCGCGAGGAUGCGUGUUCGCGGGUGUGUGCUGCGUUCACAGGUGUUUCUGCGGCAGGCGCCAUGUCAGAACCGGCUGGGGAUGUCCGUCAGAACCCAUGUGGCAGCAAGGCCUGCCGCCGCCUCUUCGGCCCGGUGGACAGCGAGCAGCUGAGCCGCGACUGUGAUGCGCUAAUGGCGGGCUGCAUCCAGGAGGCCCGCGAGCGAUGGAACUUCGACUUUGUCACCGAGACACCACUGGAGGGUGACUUCGCCUGGGAGCGUGUGCGGGGCCUUGGCCUGCCCAAGCUCUACCUUCCCACGGGGCCCCGGCGAGGCCGGGAUGAGUUGGGAGGAGGCAGGCGGCCUGGCACCUCACCUGCUCUGCUGCAGGGGACAGCAGAGGAAGACCAUGUGGACCUGUCACUGUCUUGUACCCUUGUGCCUCGCUCAGGGGAGCAGGCUGAAGGGUCCCCAGGUGGACCUGGAGACUCUCAGGGUCGAAAACGGCGGCAGACCAGCAUGACAGAUUUCUACCACUCCAAACGCCGGCUGAUCUUCUCUAAGAGGAAGCCCUAAUCCGCCCACAGGAAGCCUGCAGUCCUGGAAGCGCGAGGGCCUCAAAGGCCCCCUCUACAUCUUCUGCCUUAGUCUCAGUUUGUGUGUCUUAAUUAUUAUUUGUGUUUUAAUUUAAACACCUCCUCAUGUACAUACCCUGGCUGCCCCCUGCCCCCAGCCUCUGGCAUUAGAAUUAUUUAAACAAAAACUAGGCGGUUGAAUGAGAGGUUCCUAAGAGUGCUGGGCAUUUUUAUUUUAUGAAAUACUAUUUAAAGCCUCCUCAUCCCGUGUUCUUUUCCUCUCUCCUGGAGGUUGGGUGGGCCGGCUUCAUGCCAGCUACUUCCUCCUCCCCACUCGUCCGCUGGGUGGUACCCUCUGGAGGGGUGUGGCUCCCUCCCAUUGCUGUCACAGGCGGUUAUGAAAUUCACCCCCUUUCCUGGACACUCAGACCUGAAUUCUUUUUCAUUUGAGAAGUAAACAGAUGGCACUUUGAAGGGGCCUCACCGAGUGGGGGCAUCAUCAAAAACUUUGGAGUCCCCUCACCUCCUCUAAGGUUGGGCAGGGUGACCCUGAAGUGAGCACAGCCUAGGGCUGAGCUGGGGACCUGGUACCCUCCUGGCUCUUGAUACCCCCCUCUGUCUUGUGAAGGCAGGGGGAAGGUGGGGUCCUGGAGCAGACCACCCCGCCUGCCCUCAUGGCCCCUCUGACCUGCACUGGGGAGCCCGUCUCAGUGUUGAGCCUUUUCCCUCUUUGGCUCCCCUGUACCUUUUGAGGAGCCCCAGCUACCCUUCUUCUCCAGCUGGGCUCUGCAAUUCCCCUCUGCUGCUGUCCCUCCCCCUUGUCCUUUCCCUUCAGUACCCUCUCAGCUCCAGGUGGCUCUGAGGUGCCUGUCCCACCCCCACCCCCAGCUCAAUGGACUGGAAGGGGAAGGGACACACAAGAAGAAGGGCACCCUAGUUCUACCUCAGGCAGCUCAAGCAGCGACCGCCCCCUCCUCUAGCUGUGGGGGUGAGGGUCCCAUGUGGUGGCACAGGCCCCCUUGAGUGGGGUUAUCUCUGUGUUAGGGGUAUAUGAUGGGGGAGUAGAUCUUUCUAGGAGGGAGACACUGGCCCCUCAAAUCGUCCAGCGACCUUCCUCAUCCACCCCAUCCCUCCCCAGUUCAUUGCACUUUGAUUAGCAGCGGAACAAGGAGUCAGACAUUUUAAGAUGGUGGCAGUAGAGGCUAUGGACAGGGCAUGCCACGUGGGCUCAUAUGGGGCUGGGAGUAGUUGUCUUUCCUGGCACUAACGUUGAGCCCCUGGAGGCACUGAAGUGCUUAGUGUACUUGGAGUGUUGGGGUCUGACCCCAAACACCUUCCAGCUCCUGUAACAUACUGGCCUGGACUGUUUUCUCUCGGCUCCCCAUGUGUCCUGGUUCCCGUUUCUCCACCUAGACUGUAAACCUCUCGAGGGCAGGGACCACACCCUGUACUGUUCUGUGUCUUUCACAGCUCCUCCCACAAUGCUGAAUAUACAGCAGGUGCUCAAUAAAUGAUUCUUAGUGACUUUA